AUGACCUGCCCGCGAUGGAAUAAGCCGGCAAAGGAAGGGCCAUCAAGAAUACGGCACCUCAUCCGGCGGAUGGACAAGUCGCUCAACACGGCCAUGCGAGCCAUCCUCCCGCGCCAGGCACCGGGAGGCGGGCAUACCGCCAGUUUCGCACCUGCUCCAGGCGUGUCGAACGCGCUUCGCAGCCCGUCUCAAGUCCUCGACGAAGCGCGCACCGCUUGCGGUGCGAACGAAGCGAUCCGGGCCCCUGUCAUCAACAGGGCCAUUAAGUUAAAAUACCAGCGUCCACGACAACCUUCCGGACCAGACUGCGUCGCACUGACGAGCUGCUCCCAAGGUGCGCCAGGCCAGACCUUCUCGCACGUAGGUUCGCCAGCGACCAGCGUGGACCUUGCAAACUGCGCCGAAAGAAGAAUCGGCGGCAAACUUCGGCGAGUGGCUCCAAUCAGUUGCUCCACGGACAGCAAUCGUCUACUCGGACGGAUCCUCUCCCGGAGGAGCCGCGGGUACGGCUAUGCGGUACAUCAGGAUGGACUCACCGUCCUCAGCGGCGAGAGGCUCCUAGAGGGUCUGCGUGCUGCGUUGAGCCUCCCGGCUGCAGACCAGAUUGUCGUAUGCCUCGAUAACCUCGCGAAGGAGUUCCUGGAAUUCCAGGCCUUGGCCGCAGAACAUGGUGCCACUGAGAUCCGCUGGAUCCCCGGCCACACCAACAUCCCAGGUAACGAGCAGGCAGACGCCUUAGCAAAGGCAGGAACCUCUCAACCCGAGCCUGCAGACGCUCUCCCGACGCUGGCAUAUCUGCGCAAGGUCGCUAGGCAGCGACCAAAAGACGCAUUCAAAGCCUGGUGGGAAGUUUCUGCACCCCAACAGUACAGGGUCCUCGACCUCGAUGCCACGACUGGCUGCCCGCCAGAACUUACCAUUCCACGACCUCUGCUCCACCAUCUGCUCGCAGCAAGAACCCACCACGGGGACUUCGCUGAUUACCACGAAAGAACCAAAGCAUCUCUUCUAUUGCCGGAAGAUCGCGCCGCGACAUCGGAUGAGGUUGGCACCUCACCGAGCGCGGCGGUCAACCGAGCAAUAGGCAGAGACUUCGACCAGUUCGUCAAGGUGGCGAAGGCAAGCUCGUUCUUUGGAACGAUCUGCCCUCGCCACUAG
Molecule: messenger RNA, 1158 nt
Organism: Hirsutella rhossiliensis
Lineage: Eukaryota; Fungi; Ascomycota; Sordariomycetes; Hypocreales; Ophiocordycipitaceae
Product: RNase H domain-containing protein
Exons: 5
Coding region: 1-1158 (385 amino acids)
Molecular function (GO): nucleic acid binding
Source: RefSeq, a predicted model, not a curated record